This is a messenger RNA of Lotus japonicus, 912 nucleotides long. RefSeq names its product mitochondrial carnitine/acylcarnitine carrier-like protein. NCBI's taxonomy places the organism in Eukaryota, Viridiplantae, Streptophyta, Magnoliopsida, Fabales, Fabaceae. Gene Ontology annotation, molecular function: L-ornithine transmembrane transporter activity. The record is from RefSeq and is a predicted model, not a curated record. The transcript is spliced from 2 exons. The coding region runs from base 4 to 897 and encodes 297 amino acids. Gene Ontology annotation, biological process: mitochondrial L-ornithine transmembrane transport.
UAGAUGGGAGACGUGGCUAAGGACCUCGCAGCUGGGACUGUUGGAGGGGCAUCACAAUUGAUAGUUGGACACCCCUUUGACACCAUCAAGGUCAAGCUCCAAAGCCAGCCUACACCACUCCCCGGUCAGCCUCCCAAGUUUUCUGGUGCAUUUGAUGCCGUCAAGCAGACAAUAGCAGCUGAAGGUCCGAGGGGUUUAUUCAAAGGUAUGGGUGCCCCGCUUGCUACGGUAGCAGCCUUCAAUGCUGUCCUGUUUACAGUGAGGGGACAAAUGGAAACAAUAGUGAGGUCCCAUCCUGGUGCUCCCCUCACAGUCAGUCAGCAGUUUAUUUGUGGAGCUGGAGCUGGAGUUGCUGUUUCCUUUCUUGCUUGCCCAACUGAAUUAAUCAAAUGCAGGUUGCAAGCACAAAGUGCACUUGGUGGCUCCGGAGCAGCUGUUGUGGCUGUUAAGUACGGAGGACCCAUGGAUGUGGCCAGGCAGGUUCUCCGGUCAGAGGGGGGGACGAAAGGUCUUUUCAAGGGCUUGGUUCCCACCAUGGCACGUGAGAUACCUGGAAAUGCUAUCAUGUUUGGUGUAUAUGAAGCAAUAAAGCAACGGAUUGCCGGAGGCACUGAUACUUCUGGACUAGGUAGAGGUUCUCUGAUUGUUGCAGGAGGCUUGGCUGGAGCUUCCUUCUGGUUCCUGGUUUACCCAACUGAUGUUGUUAAAAGUGUGAUUCAAGUAGAUGACUACAAAAACCCAAAGUUUUAUGGCUCAUUAGAUGCUUUCAGAAAGAUUCAAGCUACACAGGGGUUCAAAGGCCUUUAUAAAGGUUUUGGUCCUGCAAUGGCCCGAAGUAUUCCUGCAAAUGCCGCUUGCUUCUUGGCAUAUGAGAUGACAAGAUCAGCAUUGGGAUGAUGAUUAAUUAUUGUG